Pteronotus mesoamericanus is the source of this 1551-nucleotide messenger RNA. RefSeq names its product leucine rich repeat transmembrane neuronal 2 (gene LRRTM2). The transcript has 2 exons. Gene Ontology annotation, cellular component: extracellular matrix. NCBI's taxonomy places the organism in Eukaryota, Metazoa, Chordata, Mammalia, Chiroptera, Mormoopidae. The record is from RefSeq and is a predicted model, not a curated record. Gene Ontology annotation, molecular function: protein binding. Bases 1 to 1551 code for a protein of 516 amino acids.
AUGGGCUUACAUUUCAAGUGGCCGUUAGGGGCCCCUAUGCUGGCAGCAAUAUAUGCAAUGAGUAUGGUUUUAAAAAUGCUGCCUGCCCUGGGAAUGGCGUGUCCACCCAAAUGCCGCUGUGAGAAGCUGCUCUUCUACUGCGACUCUCAGGGCUUCCACUCAGUGCCAAACGCCACAGACAAGGGCUCCCUGGGCCUGUCCCUGAGGCACAAUCACAUCACAGAGCUUGAAAGAGAUCAAUUUGCCAGCUUCAGUCAACUUACCUGGCUUCACUUAGACCACAAUCAAAUUUCAACAGUAAAAGAAGAUGCUUUUCAAGGACUAUAUAAACUUAAGGAAUUAAUCUUAAGUUCCAACAAAAUAUUUUACUUGCCAAACACAACUUUUACCCAACUGAUUAACCUGCAAAAUUUGGACCUGUCUUUUAAUCAGCUGUCAUCUCUGCACCCAGAGCUCUUCUAUGGCCUCCGGAAGCUGCAGACCUUGCAUUUACGGUCCAACUCUCUGCGGACUAUCCCAGUUCGCCUAUUCUGGGACUGUCGUAGUCUGGAGUUUCUAGAUUUGAGCACAAACCGUUUGCGAAGUUUGGCUCGUAAUGGAUUUGCAGGAUUAAUCAAACUGAGAGAGCUUCACCUAGAGCACAACCAGCUGACGAAGAUUAAUUUUGCUCAUUUCCUACGGCUAAGCAGUCUGCACACGCUCUUCUUACAAUGGAACAAAAUCAGCAACUUGACAUGUGGGAUGGAAUGGACCUGGGGCACUUUAGAAAAGCUAGACCUGACUGGAAAUGAAAUCAAGGCUAUCGACCUGACAGUGUUUGAAACAAUGCCUAAUCUUAAAAUACUCCUAAUGGAUAACAACAAGUUAAGCAGCCUUGAUUCCAAGAUCUUAAAUUCCCUGAGAUCCCUCACAACUGUUGGUCUCUCUGGCAAUCUGUGGGAAUGCAGCCCUAGAAUAUGUGCUUUGGCCUCCUGGCUGGGCAGUUUCCAAGGUCGGUGGGAGCAGUCCAUCUUAUGCCACAGUCCUGACCACACCCAAGGAGAGGAUAUACUAGAUGCAGUUCAUGGAUUUCAGCUCUGCUGGAAUUUAUCAACCACUGUUACAGCCAUGGCUACAACUUACAGAGAUCCAACCACUGAAUAUACAAAAAGAAUAAGUUCAUCAAGUUACCAUGUAGGAGACAAAGAAAUCCCAACUACUGCAGGCAUAUCAGUUACUACUGAGGAACACUUCCCCGAACCAGACAAUGCCAUCUUCACUCAGAGGGUAAUUACGGGAACAAUGGCUUUAUUGUUUUCUUUCUUUUUUAUUAUUUUUAUAGUGUUCAUCUCCAGGAAGUGCUGCCCUCCCACUUUAAGAAGAAUUAGGCAGUGCUCAAUGAUUCAGAACCACAGGCAGCUCCGAUCCCAAACACGACUCCAUAUGUCAAACAUGUCAGACCAAGGACCAUAUAAUGAAUAUGAACCCACCCAUGAAGGACCCUUCAUCAUCAUUAAUGGUUAUGGACAGUGCAAGUGUCAGCAACUGCCAUACAAAGAAUGUGAAGUAUAA